AUGACCACAGCUCCGCCAACAGAGUCGCCGGACGACUACGGUGCCGGGACGUACACCGACACAAGUUUUACACCAGUGCCACAAGAAUGUAGGCGACUGUUGAAGGUCUUUGCUGCAAAGACGCCGGGAUUUACGCAGGAUCAAGGUCUGCUUGACGGUGUCAAGUUCGAGGGCGACGACCUCCCCUGCAUCCCCGGACCGAUCAAGGCACAGGCUGUAACGGCAGUACUCCAUGCAAUGGUCGGUAUCGUGGGUCUUGAACUCCUUCAUCUUCGCGGCGAGACUGUCAGCGCCACGACGUACGUCAACACGAACCACGCAGGACUGUAUCCAGCCACUCCCGGGCUGGUCACAGUGGACGGACAGACAGGCCCGGCCGUUAUCGCGCUGCCGACGGUGCCUCAAUGGGAUAAAGACCGCCAGUCGGGCUCUCCUUUGAUCUAUCGUUCGACGGCCAUCUAUCCAACCGCCGAAGAGGGAACGUGGUUCCAGCUUCAUGGCUCGCUUGAUUCGUGGGCCAUGCUACAGACGAUCGGCAUUACAAGGGACGACGAAGCGAGUGUGCGAUCAAAUGAUGAUGCUUACAGGCUGAUUGGCGAACGCGUGCGCACAUAUCGUGCGCGCGAACUCGAACAGCUCAUGCUGGAGCAUGGCCUCUCCGGCUCGAUAGUUCUCUCCCCGGAGAGCUGGCGAAGCACGGAAAUGGGCAAGUCCCUCGCGCGGCAUCCACUCGUCAACUAUACAAAGCACGGAGGCGGUCCGUCUCUGCCUCCGACGCCUCACCUCAAGCUCGCCGAUAAACGGCCCCUGGCUGGAAUCAAAGUCGUUGAACUGGCGCGCAUCAUUGCCGCCACGGCGGCGGGCGCCGCUCUCGCAUCGAUGGGUGCCGAGGUCAUCCGCGUCAACUCAUCCAAGCUCAAGGACUACACGCCGGCGCAGCCUUCCUCUCUAAUGGCCGGCAAGGUUACAAUCGAUCUGGACCUUGACGAACCCGCCGAUCACGCGCGCCUGACACGGCUUUUCGAAGAAGCCGAUGUAAUCAUCCAAGGGUACCGCCUGGGCUCUUUCGCACGUCGUGGGUUCGGCUUCGAGGACGCGCAGAAGAUCGCAGAGAAGCGUGGCAGAGGGAUCGUCUACGUGGACGAGAACUGCUAUGGUCCGGACGGCUACUACGCCGAGCGGCCCGGGUGGCAGCAAGUGGCCGACGCAGCCGCAGGAAGCUCCUACGUGAUGGGCCAGGCAUUUGGCUGCCCGAGGGGGCAGGGAGUGCUGCCGAGUCUGCCCAUCUCGGAUAUGUCGACGGGCAUUCUGACGGCGCUGACCAUCAUGUGCGGCCUCCGGGACCGCGCAAAGGUUGGUGGCUCUUAUCACGGGCAUGCCGCACUCACAGCCUACAAUAUGGCAACACUAGAUCCGGAUGUCGGACUGUACCAACGGGAUGUGGUGCAGAAGAUCCAGGAAAAGUAUCGCUUCGCGCCGUGGUCCAGCGAUGCGCAUGUUGCCCCGCUGUACUACAAUAUCAUCAAGGCCUGGGAUGAGAACAGCGACCUGGUGAAGAACGAAGACUACUACGUGCACUUUUCCAACUCGGUGUUUGGGGACCAAUUGCGUGUGCUUGGACCUGUGGUCAGGUAUGCUGAUGAGAAGACGACGCCCAGGUGGACGAGUCCGCCAGUUCCCUUUUGCCACCACGAAUUUCGAUCCUUUUCUCGCUCGGUCUAG
Aspergillus calidoustus is the source of this 1722-nucleotide messenger RNA. The record is from the annotation of a GenBank genome assembly. Lineage: Eukaryota; Fungi; Ascomycota; Eurotiomycetes; Eurotiales; Aspergillaceae.